Molecule: messenger RNA, 1984 nt
Organism: Oppiella nova
Lineage: Eukaryota; Metazoa; Arthropoda; Arachnida; Sarcoptiformes; Oppiidae
Source: the annotation of a GenBank genome assembly
AUGGGUAAUAAACAGACCGCUCACACGAGUCUCAAUCGUAGCCAUAAUAGCGGUAAUAAUAAUAAUCAUAUAUUAGCCGCGGAUCAGGCGGCGAGUGAACCGCACGUAGCAAAUGAUCUGAGACUCAGUCGCCGUAAAAAGUUGGGUAUGGAUCGCUUGCGAAGAAGUCUUCGCGAGAGCUUUCGCCGCAAGAAAGACCACAUCCCGGAGUCGUCUAAACCGCAUCAAUGGCAGGCCGACGAGGCGGGCGUGAAGGCGGGCACCUGUGUCUUCCCCGUCAAGUACUUGGGAUGCGUCGAAGUGUUUGAGUCGCGAGGAAUGCAGGUCUGCGAGGAGGCCCUCAAAGUCCUACGAAGCUCAAGACGAAGGGCACUGAAGGGCACUCUGUUUGUGACGGGCGAUGGGCUCCGGGUGGUCGACGACGAGACUAAAGGCCUAAUCGUCGACCAGACCAUCGAGAAGGUGUCGUUUUGCGCGCCCGACAGGAGUCACGAAAGGGGUUUCAGUUACAUCUGUCGCGACGGCACGACCCGGCGCUGGAUGUGUCACGGCUUCAACGCCGGUAAGGACUCGGGGGAACGGCUGUCCCACGCCGUGGGCUGCGCUUUCGCCGUGUGUUUGGAGCGGAAGCAAAAGCGCGACAAAGAGACGGUUUCCAUGAACUUUGACCCCAAGACGUCGACCUUCACGCGGAACGGCUCGUUCAGGCAGUCGUCGCUCACGGAACGCAUGGUAGACCCGCAAGUGGCCAAACCUACCGAUCCGCCGCCACUAAAACAAGUGCACAACCCGUUCGCCGUGGAGCGACCCCACGCCACCCCAAACCUACUCCAACGCCAGGGCUCGCUGAGAGGCGGCGCCCUCAACACGGCGUCGCCCUUCAAGCGGCAACUGUCCCUACGGGUGAACGACUUGCCCUCCAAUCAGGAGCGCCAAAGAGCACAUUCCGUCGAUCUGUCCGCCAAUCGCUCGACCGUGAUGCCAAUCCCCGAGUCGUCGCCGGCCAACGAACCCUCCGAUUCCAUAAGCGCUAUGUGUCAGGAGCUGUCGAAAGGGCUGACAAUACUCAGCAAUAACGACGACCCCUUCCUGUCCCCCACGACAGUGGUGUCGCCCACGCAGUCGCUCAACACUGCCACCAAUUCUGUCCCCGAAGUUGUGGAUAAGUGGAGUCCAUUGAAGCAGUUGUCGAACAAUUACACCGAGAAUUGGAUUAACGACAGCUCCAAAGCGGCUACCGUUCCCACGGAAUCCACAUCACCGGUACCUCAGAGCGCCGCUAUCAUCACGAAUAACAGCAGCACUACCACUACGACAGCCAACCCUUCCAUAGCAGCGCUGCUAAACUCGGAGCCUGUGCCGAGUGUUAAGCCCCCGGUGGCGGCCCCGCGACACAACAGCCCCAACCUAUCGCAGCUGCGACAGCAUCGGUCGCUGGACGACGAGUCGGUGCCGGUGUUCAACGCGGGCGGUCAGUACCCGUACGUCGACCCGAAGCUCAAGUAUUACAGCGAUUACGGGAAUAAUCACACGAAUAGUAGGCAUACAUAUCAGCCACAGAGGAAUAACUCGUUGGCCAACACCGGUGUGUCGGACCCUUUCGACGCGGAGUGGGCGGCCAUUAGCGCCCGACACCAUCAGCAGGCUGUGAGUCGGCCCCGCAGUACGAAUCCAUUCACACAAACGGCAGCUCCGGUGACGGCGUUUGAAGUGCAGAUGUAAUUGUAAUUAUAGUUUAUAUAUAAACAUUAAAUUAGUCGAUACGGAAAUGAAGUAACAAAUUAGCGUUAAAUUGCAGUUAAUUAUUGAUUAUAUUAUAUAUACUCUACUGUUUCUCUCUCUCUCUCUCUCUACGAGAAAACGAUUUUUCUGAUUGAAAUGUUUAGCCAAACAAAAGGACUAAUUGAACAAAAAAAAUUGUUUGUUUGAAACGAAACAAAAAUAAGUUUUUUCUAUUCAUUUGGAUUUAAUAAUGAAAAGAGAG